AUGAUCUGGACCGCAGCCCUCCUCGUGGUCUUUGUUUCCAGCGCUGAAUCAGAGGACUACUGUUAUGAUGAGCUACACUGUGAUCCGUACGCCUGGGGAGAAUCAUUUCCUUUGUGCCACCCUUUACUUGAACUCCAUCACUCGCCCAUCAACCUGGACCACCGCAUGACCCGGAACGACUCCCUGGGGCCCCUACGCCUGGAGGGAUUCGACGAGAUCCAAACGGGUCACUGGACACUCGAAAACGACGGACACUCCGUUAUUCUGCAGGUCGGCAGCGGCAUGGCGGUGAGCGGCGGGGGUCUUCCAGAUGUGUACUACACCGUCCAGCUGCACUUCCACUGGGGAGGCCCGGCCACCAACGGCUCCGAGCACACGGUGGACGGACGCAGAUACCCGAUGGAGAUGCACAUCGUCAACAUGAAGUCCAUCCAUCCGAACAUGUCCACGGCGUUGGACGACCCAACAGGACUCGCUGUUCUUGGCUUCUUUAUAGAUGUUGUUUAUGCCGACAAUGUCCACUUUGGACACAUAUCUCAAAAACUGUCUUCUGUUGCUCACAAAGGUCAGACUACUAAAGUGAAACCGUUUCCUCUGAUGAGUCUUCUGCCGAAGCACAACAUGAGUCAGUAUUACCGUUAUUACGGCAGCCUCACCACCCCUCCAUGUUCUCAAGCCGUUGUUUGGACUUUAUAUGAGGUUCCCUUCUACAUCUCAUGGUCCCAACUGGCUCAGUUUACCUCCCAGAUCUUCUCCACGGAGGAGGACGCGGAGCAGGUGACGCCUCUGCAGAACAACUUCAGGCACGUCCACCCCACCUUCAGCCGCACCGUCACGGCCUCCAGAGACGCCACGCUCCUCACGGGGACGGCCGCUCAGCCGCUCGGGUCGACGCUGCGUCUGCUCCACAUCGUCGUCGUGCUGGGAGGGUUCGUGUUGAGACUUUAG
This is a messenger RNA of Nematolebias whitei (Rio pearlfish), 948 nucleotides long. RefSeq names its product carbonic anhydrase 15 (gene car15). The record is from RefSeq and is a predicted model, not a curated record. Lineage: Eukaryota; Metazoa; Chordata; Actinopteri; Cyprinodontiformes; Rivulidae. The transcript has 8 exons. Gene Ontology annotation, cellular component: plasma membrane. The coding region runs from base 1 to 948 and encodes 315 amino acids. Gene Ontology annotation, molecular function: carbonate dehydratase activity; zinc ion binding.